Molecule: messenger RNA, 1285 nt
Organism: Acipenser ruthenus (sterlet)
Lineage: Eukaryota; Metazoa; Chordata; Actinopteri; Acipenseriformes; Acipenseridae
Gene: cygb2
Product: cytoglobin 2
Exons: 3
Coding region: 513-1052 (179 amino acids)
Biological process (GO): oxygen transport
Molecular function (GO): heme binding; iron ion binding; oxygen binding
Source: RefSeq, a predicted model, not a curated record
AGGCGGGGGUAUUGCUCUAAGAUAGACAGAUACAGGGCAUGCUGGUGAGGCUGGGGUAUUACUGCUGAUUGUCUCCCUCUCUGUCUCUCUCCCCCGGGCAUCACAUCAUCCCAGCCCUCCUGAGACAUUAAUACAAGAGAGAAAGUGAGCGCAUACAUCCCUGCUUGUGAGAGGGGGUGGGCUGUCCUUCACACUCCAGCGAGAGUCAGAGGCACGCACACACAGGGCUGGGGAAGUUAAGAGGGAGGCAGGGAAAAGGAUUGCUGUUGACAGAGAGAGAGAGAGAGAGAGAGAGAGGGAGAGAGAGAGAGAGAGGGAGAGAGAGAGAGAGGGAGAGAGAGAGAGAGAGAGAGAGAGAGAGGGAGAGAGAGAGAGAGGGAGAGAGUUAGGAGUCAUCUAGUUGUAAGUGCAGGAGAACAGAUCAAAACAAAAAAAGAAAAGACAAGAGCAAAGAUCCCGGGAGCACUUGAUUUCUUUUCGUCGGGCCUCUUUCUUGGGGAGAGGGCUUCUGGAUGGAGAAGGUCCCGGGAGAAGGGGAAAUGGAGAGACGAGAAAGAGUGGAUCAGCUCACAGAGGCAGAGAGAGUGAUGAUCCAGCACACCUGGAGCAAGGUGUACCAUCAGCGUGAGGAUGUGGGAGUCUCCAUACUCAUCAGGUUCUUUGUGAACUUCCCCUCAGCCAAGCAGUACUUCAGCCAGUUCGUGCACAUGGAGGAUCCCGAGGAGAUGGAGCGCAGCGCGCAGCUGCGGAAACACGCCGGCCGCGUCAUGAAUGCCAUCAACAGCGUGGUGGAGAACAUCUCCAACCCCGACAAGGUCUCCUCCAUCCUGGGGCUGGUGGGCAAGGCACACGCCCUCAAGUACAAGGUGGAGCCCAUGUACUUUAAAAUUCUCAGCGGGGUGCUGCUGGAGGUGCUGGGGGAGGAUUACUCGGACUGCUUCACUCCGGACGUCCAGAGAGCCUGGACCAAGCUGAUGGGCCUCGUCUACUGGCACGUGACGGCCGCCUACAUCGAGGAGGGCUGGGUGCAGCUGUCCAGCUCCGCAGUGUGAGGGACUAGGCCUCUGAGCCUGGACGAGGCCAAUGAGAGACUGGGAGCUAUGGGAACCAUGCCAGACCUUACUGGUGUGAGACUGUGGGAGUGGUUGUCUUAUAUCCCUCCUUCCUCGGGAGUGUUUAAUCAAAACGUUAGCUUACUACAUCAUCAUCAUCGUCAUCGUCAUCGUCAUCAUCGCCAUCAUCAUUAUCAUCGUCGUUGUUGUCAUCGUCAUCAUCGCCAUCAUCA